UUAUCAUUAUUUUAUGUGAUCUAUCAGAAGCGCAGCUGUGUUCCACAAUUUUGGUCCUUUACCCUUCGUCAGAGUUUGGAGCUCAACAAAACUGAAGAAGAAGCAGCAAUGGCGGAGCACUUGGCGUCCAUAUUCGGGACGGAGAAAGACAGGGUUAAUUGCCCAUUCUAUUUCAAAAUUGGGGCUUGUCGCCAUGGAGAUAGGUGCUCCAGGCUCCACACCAAGCCCAGUAUUAGCCCCACCCUUUUGCUCUCCAACAUGUACCAAAGACCCGAUAUGAUUACCCCCGGUGUCGACGCCCAGGGCCAGCCCAUCGACCCCCGCGAGAUGCAGAAGCACUUCGAGGAGUUCUAUGAAGAUCUUUUUCAGGAGUUGAGCAAGUAUGGAGAAAUUGAAAGUCUAAACAUUUGUGACAACCUAGCUGACCACAUGGUUGGUAAUGUUUAUGUUCAAUUUAGAGAGGAAGAGCAUGCUGCAAAUGCACUUAGGAACCUCAGUGGAAGAUUUUAUGCUGGGCGUCCCAUUAUUGUGGACUUCUCGCCGGUGACAGACUUCCGUGAAGCCACGUGCAGGCAAUAUGAGGAGAAUACAUGCAACCGUGGUGGAUAUUGCAACUUUAUGCACUUGAAAAGGAUUAGUAGAGAGUUGCGGCGUGAGUUAUUUGGGAAAUCUCACCGAAGGCAUAGCCGCAGCCGGAGCAGGAGCCCUUACAGGCACCGCAGCUAUGAAGAGCGCUCUCAUGGGAGUCGUGGUCAUAGCAGCAGAAGGCACGAUGAUAGGGAUAACUACCAUGAAAGUCGUAGCAGGAGGCAUAGAAGUAUAAGCCCUGGCCAUAGAAGAGGGCGAAGUGGAAGCAGAAGCCCUGGCCAUAGAAGAAACCGAAGUCCAAUUAGAGAAGGCAGUGAGGAGAGACGAGCAAAGAUUGCACAAUGGAACAGGGAAAGAGAAGAGAAAGAAAAUACCAAUGAUGUUAGUACCGAUGGAAGAAACUAUGACGAUAAAGAGCGUGACAACACCUAUCUGCAAAAUGGAGAGCAGUACUAUGACGAGCAGCAGCAGCCUCCUAAGAAGGACGAAUAUGAAUACUGAUUUUUCUAGCUGCUCUAACGGUGGUGUGCAGGUUGACAAUACUGUAAUGUGGAAUGUGAAAUGUUUUUUAAAAUUUUUUUGGCAUUUGUGCUUGCAUGAUUGCAUCCCUGUUUUGCAUAAACUUGAUUUUCCUACUUCGUUCAGCCAUUCUUUUGCCCUGUACCAGUAAAAAUUUAUUUGCAUUAGGGUCUAAAACAAGCGGACUUUCCUAAAACCCUCAUUUUAGGAGUUCUCUAUUUUCAUAUCUUGAGUUUUUGGCUCGCAUCAAAGUGAUUGAUUUUAUUGUGACUGCACAUUUGAAUUGCAUAUUUCCUAUAAAUUGUAAAUUGAUCAUUUCUUGGAAAUUUUCAUCCUAAAUGAAAAUAUUUGCUUACAUAAAUUCUUUAACACCAUUUCGGACGUUUUUUUUUUCCUUUGACUGAUAAGCUAAUUCUGUUUUAACUUGCUUUCUCAUAUCUACAAAGUUAAAAUAUUUGUUCAAUUCAUUUCUGCAUAGUUUACAGUAGGGAUUCUGAUAACCGCACAUC
Molecule: messenger RNA, 1616 nt
Organism: Humulus lupulus (European hop)
Lineage: Eukaryota; Viridiplantae; Streptophyta; Magnoliopsida; Rosales; Cannabaceae
Product: splicing factor U2af small subunit B-like
Exons: 6
Coding region: 109-1089 (326 amino acids)
Biological process (GO): mRNA splicing, via spliceosome
Cellular component (GO): U2AF complex; spliceosomal complex
Molecular function (GO): metal ion binding; pre-mRNA 3'-splice site binding
Source: RefSeq, a predicted model, not a curated record